Messenger RNA from Closterium sp. NIES-65, 933 nucleotides. NCBI's taxonomy places the organism in Eukaryota, Viridiplantae, Streptophyta, Zygnematophyceae, Desmidiales, Closteriaceae. The record is from the annotation of a GenBank genome assembly.
AUGUUCAGUCCAUUUCGUUCUCUCUCGCUCGUUCUCUCUCUCCCGUUCUCUCUCUCCCGUUCUCUCUCUCCCGUUCUCUCUCUCCCGUUCUCUCUCGCUCGUUCUCUCUCUCCCAUUCUCUCUCCCGUUCUCUCUCGCUCGUUCUCUCUCUCCCGUUCUCUCUCUCCCGUUCUCUCUCUCCCGUUCUCUCUCUCCCGUUCUCUCUCUCCCGUUUUCUCUCUCUCGUUCUCUCUCUCGUUCUCUUUCUCGUUCUCUCUCGUUUUCUUUCUCUCUCGUUCUCUCUCUCUCUCUCUCUCUCUCUCUCUCUCUCUCUCUCUCUCUCUCUCUCUCUCUCUCUCGUUCUCUCUCUCUCUCGUUCUCUCUCUCUCUCUUUCUUUCUCUCUCUCUCUCUCUCUCUCUCUCUCUCUCUCUCUCUCUCUCUCUCUCUCUCUCUCUCUCUUUUGUCCACGCUGUACCUCCUCUCCCUCCCUUCCCCCUUCUCCGCCUUUCCGCGCUGCUUCCUUCCCCGAUCUCGCCGCGAUGGAUGCGAUGGCGGCUCGCCUGCAGAGCUCCUUCGAUGAGGUGCUCGCCUCUGCCUCGCUGCUCGUGGAGGCUGCUUCUUCCGCUCCUCGUGGUGGUGCGCACUCAGGCUCCAGUGCGCCACGCAGUGAGGUGGCGAUAGCAUCAGCGCUGGAGGUGUUUCAGAGCCGAGUGGACCUCUUUCAAUCCGCCUGCGACCGGGCUCAGCAGCAAGUGGACACAGCAAGGCACCGGCUGCUGUCAGAAAGCCUGGUGGACGAAGCAAGAGGCGCAGCAAUUGACACGUCUGCCGUGGGUGCAGCCGGAGGAGAGGGGGAGGUGCAGAUGAUGCUGGGAGCAACUCGGUUGGAGCAGAGGAAGGUAGUGAGAGCCAUGGUGCAGGACCAGCAGCACAGGCAUGCAGUGAAGAGCUGA